AAGAGGAGCUUCUAGCUUGCUUCGUUUCACCUGAGAACUGAGGGAACCGGGAAACUGUGAAGUGAAGGGUUCCGAGCCCAAAUCCCCAAUUCCCCCAAAAUUUGUCGAAUCGGCCGUGAGAUCCGCCCGAUUCGCGCUCCGAUCCGGCGUUGAUUCGGCGCCCUCGGUUGGGGUAGGGUUCCACCGCCCUUCGAGGAGAUGGCGGGGAAGGGAGCCAAGGCGACGGCGGCCAAGUCUGCGGAUAAGGACAAGGGGAAGAAGGCCGGCCCCGUCUCCCGCUCCUCCCGCGCCGCUCCCCAGGAGAAGUCAGCUCCGAAGAAAGAUGUUUAUCAAUUGUUUGCUGAGAAGGUUAGGGAUAACAAGCAACUAGAAUCAAGAUGGGCAAUUAUGCAAGAAACUCGUGUGGAGUAUUUUCGUGGAAAAGAUUUCUCUACCUUCGUCAAAAAUCAUCAAGAAGUCAGGGAAAUAUUAGGGCCAGAUAAAGAUUUAGAAGUGGAGGACAUUAUUAACACUUUGCUGACCAAGAACCUUGUGAUAAGGUGUGACCGAGUUAUGAAAACUGUCAGGCCUGGCAAGAAAAAACUAUCGUCAUGGCCUGCUCAUUUGGAGAUACAUCAUGAACAAGCAUUCACUGAGAAUGAUGGCUUUUUUGCUUGGAUGUUUCUCAAAAGGCGGACCUUGUGGCAGACAAUUCUUUCAUUUGUUUGGCCUCUUUUUGCAUUGGCAGUCUGCUUAUUUCCAGUUUACCCGUACCAAUGCAAGAUUGUGGUACUGUACUCAUGUGCUGGAGCUCUACUUUUCAUCGUCUCCCUUCUUUUGCUAAGAGCUGCUAUCUUUGGCAUCCUGUGGGUUCUUCUUGGGAAACGUGUGUGGUUCUUCCCCAAUAUAAAUGCAGAGGAGACAACAUUUAGAGAACUCAUUCGGUUUUGGCCUGAAAAGGAUGAAGGAGAGCGGCCAAAGUGGACAUCAAGACUUCUCUAUGCUGUUUUUGCUGUAUUGGUGAUAUUGCUGCUCAGGCACCAUGCUCCAGAUGAAGCAGCUAGAGCCAGGUACCAAAAGAAGGUUUCUAAUAUAAUUGAUGAUGUUCUUGAGUGGUCUCCGAAGUUGGCUAUUUCUGGAAUGAUCGAAAAACACACGGGGGCUAAUUCGAUGGAAACCAGCAAUUACACCAGUGGGGCUGGGAGUAGUCAUGCUGCCCCUCACUCUUCCGAAGGCAAAGGUGCAGAAGCAGACCCAGACAUGGAUGCAGAUGGGGAUACUCAGGUUAACUCAGAUGAAACCCAAGAUAGUGAGUAUGCUGAUGAUAUGAGAACAAGACCAAGCAAAGCUUAAAAUAAAUUCUAGUUUUACCUUGUAGUACUCUGGGUACUCUUUGUUGCUGUUCAUCUGCAGAAAUUAUAUAGAUAUGUUACUGACAACAAAUCAGAGUGCCCAUGUUUUGACCAUGUUUCAUUCAUAUAUUGCCAGCAAUGGCUGUAUUCUAAGGUUCUCGAAGAAUGUUUUCUCGUAGACGCAAAAUAUUUUCGAA
This is a messenger RNA of Phragmites australis (common reed), 1528 nucleotides long. RefSeq lists its product as uncharacterized. The coding region runs from base 199 to 1332 and encodes 377 amino acids. The record is from RefSeq and is a predicted model, not a curated record. Gene Ontology annotation, cellular component: endoplasmic reticulum; endoplasmic reticulum membrane. The transcript is spliced from 5 exons. Gene Ontology annotation, biological process: post-translational protein targeting to membrane, translocation. NCBI's taxonomy places the organism in Eukaryota, Viridiplantae, Streptophyta, Magnoliopsida, Poales, Poaceae.